This is a messenger RNA of Olea europaea var. sylvestris, 1850 nucleotides long. Its product is annotated as myb family transcription factor EFM-like. The transcript has 4 exons. Gene Ontology annotation, molecular function: DNA binding; DNA-binding transcription factor activity. The record is from RefSeq and is a predicted model, not a curated record. NCBI's taxonomy places the organism in Eukaryota, Viridiplantae, Streptophyta, Magnoliopsida, Lamiales, Oleaceae. Gene Ontology annotation, biological process: regulation of DNA-templated transcription. The coding region runs from base 310 to 1644 and encodes 444 amino acids.
UCUCUUUAUUUAUCUUUAACCCUUUUCCUUUUCCUACUUUCUCUCUCCAAAACUCAACUUUAUUCUCCUCGAACCCAACCCUAAAAAAGAAGGCACCCCCAGGUCCUCUCAAUCCUUCUUAUGUUCACAAACGACAUCCCUUCGCUUUCUCUCCCACCAUUUAGGUUUCAAACACAGAAAGAAUCAGCCAAUACCACCCUUUAUUGCUGACCUUUUUUUGGUUUCUCGUUUUAUCAUCAUCAUUACUAUAAGUUGAUCAACAUUAGUAUUCACACAGAUUAUUGAAUUUAUAUUUACAAGGAUAAAAUUAUGACUUCAUCGUCUGAACUAAGCCUUGACUGCAAACCCUACAGCCAUUCCAUGCUGCUUAAAUCAUUUAGAGGAGAGAUUGCUGAUUCUGAUACCAAAAAACUUGAAGAAUUUCUAGCUUGUCUUGAAGAAGAAAGACUCAAGAUUGAUGCUUUCAAACGUGAACUUCCACUUUGCAUCCAACUUCUCACCAAUGCUAUGGAGGCAUCAAGGCAACAGCUUCAAUCCCAUAGGGCGAGUGCAGGGCAAAGACCAGUUCUUGAAGAAUUUAUUCCACUUAAAAACGCAAGUUCUGAAGAAAUUGAAAAGUCUAUAAGCAUGCCAGAUAAAACUAACUGGAUGACUUCUGUACAACUAUGGACUCAAGCAAAUGAAGAAAUUACAAAGCAUCAAUCAUCUCCAAAAGAAAGUGAUCUGGGUUUUGGAGUCAGACCCAAGCUAGGUUUAGAUAACAGGCAGAGUAAUGGAGGAGCUUUUCAUCCAUUUUCAAAAGAGAAAAAUUCAUGUCCAAGCCCAAGUUUCCCAGAUUUGGCUCUUUCUUCAUCCCUCAAGGAGAUGGAAGAACAUAAAAAGAACUCAGAAGCUAGGAGAGAAAAUUCUGGUAAGUGUACUGAUUCAUCAGCCGAGAAAGGGCAAGUUAAAGAUACACAAACCGCCGGAAACAACCACUCGACCUCCGCGCAAACUCAACGGAAAGCAAGGAGAUGCUGGUCACCGGAUUUGCACAGGCGUUUCGUUAGUGCUCUUCAGAUGCUAGGUGGUUCUCAAGUGGCCACGCCGAAACAAAUCAGAGAAUUCAUGAAGGUUGAUGGUUUGACCAAUGAUGAAGUAAAAAGCCAUUUGCAGAAAUACAGACUUCACACUAGAAGACCGAGUCCUAGCCCACAAGCAGCAGCCACAGCAGGUACCCAAGUGGUGGUCCUUGGAGGCAUAUGGGUUCCACAAGAAUAUGCAGCAGCUGCCGCCCAUGGCAGCGCCGCACCAGCUGCUCUUUACGGUGCACACCCCUCUUCUCAUGUAUCAGCACCCUACUGUUCAGCACAACCAGUACCCCAAGAAUUCUAUUCUGCACUAACGGCGCCACAGCCACCCAUCCACCACCAGCUCCAUGUGUAUAAGCCAUCAGUAUCACAGGCACAGGCACAGACACAUAGCUCACCCGGGUCCGAUGUCCCGGGCGGAACUUUUGAUCGGUCUGAAAGCAUGGAAGAUGGGAAGUCUGAGAGCAGCAGCUGGAAAGCUGAUAGUGUUGUGGAAAAUGGAGAGAGAAAAAGCUUGAUGCUAAAGGAGGAAGGUGAAGAGAGCAAUGGAAAUGAGAUUACUCUUAAAUUCUGAUUAUCUUUGUGAUUUAGUUUAGGUUAAGGACUAAGUUUAGGGAUAGAAUAAUUAAAUAUUUGCUAAACUCCAUUGCUAUAUACAGAGAGAGAAGAAUAAAAAUAGCAUAACCGAGAAAAAUACUUUUGUGUUGUACCAUUUGGUUGUAUGCCUUGAUGUCUCCUAUUUGAUAUAAAUUAUUGAGGAAUUGAUUUAUAAUUAAUUGA